AUGGACGGAGCGGCGGACUUCGCAGGGGUUAGCGCCGGCGGCGGGAUUUCUGGGAGCAUAUGCCUCGGCCACCGGCUCUGCGGCGAUCCUCCGGCGGACCUGAGCGGCCGGGUGCAUCUUCUUCCCUGCGUCGUCAAGCACGACGGCCCCUGCCCGGUCUCCCAAUACUUCAAGCCCAGACCAACAGGUCAGACGAUCUGAACUCGAGAAGAGCUCUGGGUUCUAAUGGCCGUACUUUCCUCUCAAUGUCUCCCAACUUUCGGGACAUUUUCUAACCGUAUUCUGUGGGUUGAGAUCCCAGGCGCUGCAUCGGAUGGUCUGCGCGUGGAGGAGGCGUUCUUCAGAGGGAGGAAGUUGCAGGGUGCCAGCAUUCCUCUCCCGGAUGGGUAUUCUGGUAUUCCAAUCCUUUUUUGUGUUCUUCGCCAUUUAUCUCUCCGACUGGCUAAUUCCGUCCGGACAUGAGAACAAGGGAGUUGGGUUGUGCUGAGUAGCUGACGAUUCUUCUUCCCCUUCGCUGCCAACAGGUUUCAUUUUGAGCAAAGAAGGGAGACCGGGGGAGGAGGAGGAGGGGGGUUCAAGUUCUAACCUGUGGGUGUCGCGGGGACAGUUCAAGAACUUGACGUAUUGGAAUCACGAUUCUCUUCCCUCCUUGGACGAUCCGCUCCACCGCUGUUUCCACUGGUUUUCCGUCGCCGAUGCUGUGAGGAACACAUUCAAUGUCAUUAAUUUUUUUGAUUUAUGCCAAAAAUAUCUUUUAGUCGUAGAAUUGUGAUUCUCCGGCCCGGCCACGACAUAGUAUUCUGAAUUGGGUAGAGCAUGUAAAAAUUAAAGAGUUACAAUUUUCCUUUUAUUUUCCGCAGUGAAGACGAUUUUAAAAUGAUUGAGCUGAGGAAAUCGACUCCUAAUGAUGAAUCCGACGAAUAAUGUUCUUACAUCGUUUGUCCUUCUUCCUUUAAAAAUUUUAGCCUCACUCUUGAUUAUUAUUAUUAUUAUUUCUUAUCUUUUCAUGAUCUGCUCAUUGAUCGUCAGGUAUUUUUAUGGUUUGAAGUAUUAAGUUAGAUGGAUAAUAUUUUUGGUGCUUUUAUGUUCACCCUUCGAGAAGAAGAGCAGAUAACUCCAUCAUUAAAAAAUAUAUAUUUUUUAAAAAUGUUGUAUUCAUCUUAUGAUGCACAUGUCCAUGAGAAAUGUAAGGACGGCUGCCCAGUAAAGGAAAGAUCUUUGUCUGGUUUCAAGUAAAUAUUUUUCUAUGAAAUAAAAACAAAAAUAGCAAUAUUUCCUUUUUGAGGAGGGCUCAUGGUAAUUCCCAUUGGCCGUCAUGUUCUUGGCAUCCUGUGCACAGUAGCUCAAGAUGGGGUUGUCCAUCCAUGAUGAGAAAUAUUCGCUGCCAAAGUCAAUCCCUUGUUCAAUAUCUCCUGGAAUUUUUGAGAAGAUUUCCUUCGAUGGCUGAUUUAAUGUGCCAGAUGAGGCAAUCCAUCCAUGAUGACGGAUAUUCGCUGCCAAACUCAAUGCCUUUUUCAAUGUCUCCUGGAAUUUUUGAGAAAAAUUUUCUUCAGUCGUAACUUUCAUGUGCCAGAUGGGGUAGUCCAUCCAUGUGGGCGAAUAUUCACUGCCAAAGUCAAUUCCUUUCUCAAUAUCUCCUGGAAUCUUUGAGAAAAGUUUCCUUCAGUCGUACCUGUCAUGUGCCAGAUGGGGUAGUCCAUCCAUGUUGACGAAUAUUCACUGCCAAAGUCAAUGCCUUGCUCAAUAUUUUCUGGAAUUUUUGAUAAAUUUUUCCUUUAUGGUCGAUUUCAUGUGCCAGAUGGGGGUAGUCCAUCCAUGAUGAGAAAUAUUCACUGCCCAAGUCAACCCCUUGUUCAAUACCUCCUGGAAUUGCCUCAGAAAAAUUGCUUAUACACCACAUUAAAUUAAAUAUUUAGUGAAUUUUUGUGCUGACCACCAACACAUUUCCUUGUGAGAAAUUUAAAGACUGCGCCUGUUUUUUUUUUUUUUUCUUCAUGUGUUUGGAUUACUAUCAUUUUAUGACAACAUAAUUUCGUGGAUUGAAUGCAGCUCCACAAGCCCAUCAGAGCAGUGGACGUGGCUUCCUCCUCUUCAGUGUUUCCCAAGAAGACCUGA
This is a messenger RNA of Spirodela intermedia, 2115 nucleotides long. The record is from the annotation of a GenBank genome assembly. NCBI's taxonomy places the organism in Eukaryota, Viridiplantae, Streptophyta, Magnoliopsida, Alismatales, Araceae.